Molecule: messenger RNA, 3215 nt
Organism: Ricinus communis (castor bean)
Lineage: Eukaryota; Viridiplantae; Streptophyta; Magnoliopsida; Malpighiales; Euphorbiaceae
Product: ACT domain-containing protein ACR6
Exons: 7
Coding region: 1553-2884 (443 amino acids)
Source: RefSeq, a predicted model, not a curated record
UUACUUGUAGAAUUGUGCAACACAUUACUAAAAUGAUGAAAAAUAUUUAAAAAUUAUAUUCCUAUUAAGAGAGUACAAGAGGAGCUGAAGGACUAACUGAUAAGUCCCAGACAUCAUUACAAAUAAAGGAGGUUCAAUAAUAGGGCUCAAAGCCCUUUAAACCCAUAAGAGUGGGCUGAAAACCCAUAGAUGAAACUGCUCCACGGCCAACAAUAAAUGGAAAAAUGCAGAAUAGGCCUUGUAAAACCCUCACAUGGCCACUCUCGCACCGCCAGACCAUUAGCCAUGAGAUCAAGAGAUCAAGGAUUCUCAACUAAACGCUCAUCCACCAGACGCUAUCGGCAGCACCAGUAAACCCACAAGAUAUGUCUUAAAGCUGCCGACGGUGGUUGGGGAGUAGAUCGGCAGGAAGACAAGACCCAAAAGGAGCUUCCUUCUUCCACCGAUCAAAACCCAGAAAACCAGCAACUCUUCCUCUCCAUCGCCUACAUCUGUCACAAGACAAACACCCAUAGGACAGCGGUAGGCUAAGGAGGCGGACGUCGCCGCACCAACUGGCUAGGUCGGGGCCAAGAUCGACCAAAACCUGCACCAAAAGAACAAAAACAAGCUAGCAACUAACCCAGCACAAGACAACAACAUCACUAGAUACACUUUAAUUAGAUAUAAACAAAGGAAAACUAGAAAGCAAGGUGAGACGAAACUGAGGGUUGCCUGCCGGUGGCAAAGCCACCAGAAGCCGCCCCAAACGCAGACCUAAACCCUAGGAACAGUAGGAAGAAGGUUAGAGAGGAUGAGAGCAAAUUUUUAAAAUAUAUAAUUUAACUUCAUUCUCACUUAUCCUAUAAAUUUACCUAAAGCAUAAACAUAUAGUAAAACUAAACAAAAAUAAAAAAUCAAACCUAUUUUUUUAAAUUUUUUAUUGAAUUUAUACUUGGCGUUUCCAAAAAUUCUUUUUCUAGAUUUUGUGGUGCUAAUUAUUUACCAGGCCCAGAAAGGAACCGACACAGAUAAAUUACAAAGCCAUUUCAAUGACGUGGGCAGCAGAAAGGAAACCGGUCCCAGUCGUCACUAGAAUUGCCGCCAAAAACACCGGCAACAGCAGCCGUUACGAACACAAUCUACAUGGCACGUGCACAUUUGCCACGUCACUUUUCCCCACUCUCUUCAGUAACUAUAAAAACAAACGGCACACUUUCACUUCACUUACCACUCAGAACCCGUCAGCCAUCCACAUCGUCUUAACCGCUACUCCGUCCAAUAAUCUCUCAACACGUUUUUAACGGCCACGAUUUAAAAGGAAGAGUUGUUACUUCCUUACUUAAUUAAUUAUCAUGUGUUUCCUAAAAGUUCCCUGCUUUACUUUUUUUAGUACUUCUCCUUCUCUCUCGUCUUGUUUUGGUUUCCUAUUUUCCUCGGAUUUUGGAGGUCGCAUAAUUUGAUUCUCUUGUAAAUUCUGUUUCUUGGGUCUUUCUCAAAAUUCUUUAUCUUUUAGAGGGUUUUGGUUUGUUUUUGUUUUCUUCGUUUCGGUUGAGGGAAAUUUCAACAAGACAUGGAUGAUGAAUAUGCUAAGCUUAUCAGGAGGAUGAACCCGCCAAGAGUUGUGAUUGACAACGAUGUUUGUGAGGACGCCACUGUUAUUCAGGUUGACAGUGUCAACAAGCAUGGAAUACUACUCCAAGUCGUACAAGUGCUUACUGAUAUGAACCUUGUAAUAAAAAAAGCAUAUAUAUCAUCUGAUGGAGGAUGGUUUAUGGAUGUGUUUAAUGUGAUAGACCAAGAUGGCAACAAAAUCAGAGAUAAGGAAGUGAUUGGUUAUAUACAAAGAAGACUUGAAAGUAAUGCAAGCUUUGCUCCUUCAUUGAGAGGGUCUGUUGGUGUGAUGCCUUCUGAAGACCAUACAUCAAUUGAACUCAGCGGUAAUGACAGGCCUGGAUUAUUGUCUGAAGUAUGUGCAGUUCUGGCGGAUCUUCGCUGCAAUGUGGUAAAUGCUGAGAUAUGGACCCAUAAUGCCAGGGCUGCUGCUGUGGUUCAUGUCACAGAUGAUUCCACAGGGUGUGCGGUUAAAGAUCCAAAGAGACUCUCGACAAUAAAGGAAUUGCUGUGCAAUGUUCUCAAAGGUAACAAUGAUUUAAAAGCAGCAAAAAUGACUCUUUCACCUCCUGGGAUAACAAGUAGAGAGAGAAGAUUGCAUCAGAUCAUGUUUGCCGAUAGGGACUAUGAAAGGGUCGAUAGGGUUGGACUAGGAAGGCUCGAGGAUAAGAGCUCAAGACCUCAUGUUACCGUGUUGAACAUCGAGAAAGAUUACUCUGUGAUUACUAUGAGGUCAAAGGAUCGCCCUAAACUUUUGUUUGACAUUGUUUGCACUUUAACGGACAUGGAGUAUGUAGUUUUUCAUGGAAUGGUCAAUGCAGGAAGGAAGGAGGAAGCUUAUCAGGAAUUCUAUAUCCGACAUGUCGAUGGACUCCCUAUAAGCUCAGAUGCUGAGAGAGAACGUGUCAUACAAUGUCUUGAAGCUGCUAUUGAAAGGCGAGCAUCUGAGGGACUUGAGCUAGAAUUAUGCACAGAGGACCGUGUUGGACUUCUUUCAGACAUUACCAGAACAUUCCGAGAAAACAGUUUAUGCAUCAAGAGAGCAGAAAUUUCAACAAAAGGCGGUAUAGCCAAAGACACAUUCUAUGUCACAGACGUAACAGGUAGCCCAGUUGACCCCAAGAUUGUUGAUUCAAUUUGCAGACAGAUCGGACAAACUAGGUUACAGGUGAAACAGAACUUGACUCUUUCACCAAAGCCAGCACAAGAAACUACAAUGGGAUAUCUAUUGGGGACCCUGUUCAAAGCUCGAACGUUUCAGAAUUUUAAGUUGAUCAGAUCCUACUCGUAAUCUGUUUGCGUUAAAUUCUCACCAGUGUAUAUAUUGUACAGAUAUAGAUGAUGUAUGAAGUCAGCAGAAGAAAAUAUAAGUAUCAAGAGGCAGGCACCAACAUAGGCUCUGCAUCAAAGGGAUUAAUAUUAGUAUCACGAGACAGACACUUGUACAGAUUUAGCCUGAGAACCACUACAUAUCUGUAAAUGCUAAGGUGGUUCUUUAUAUAUGUAUAUUCAAAUUGCACAUGGGUUGUCCCAAAACCCAUUUGUUUGUACACAUAAUUCAGCCCAAUGAAACAAAAAGAAAACGUUAGUGUUAAUGUUAUUUAUAGAGGUUUGUAUCUUAA